CGAGCUUCACAUUAAAACGGCUUUUUUGCUAAAAUUUAUUUAGAUUCAUUGUCCUUAACGGAAAAUCGGCUUCAAACUCCAUGUGUUUUGACAAUUUUCCGCCGAAAUAAUUUUGCAUCGCGCGCGACAAAUUCAAAGUUUGCUGAAAUUUUAUUUGCAAUAAACAAGUGCAGCACAUCGUCACUUUAUACAAAGGAAAACGACAAGAUACUCAAAGUUUAGGCCUGCAUAAUGUAUCCACACUCAGGGAAGUAUUUUAGUAAAUGUACCUUCUCGUCUGUGGAGGAUUCAAAGCAAAAGAAAUAUAAUUUCUAAGAUCAAAUUUGUGAAAACGACGUGUGAAACGGGACUAAAUUAGUCUACAAAAUAAUAUUGGUCAAAAUUCGUAUAUUGUCUUCAUUGGAGGUUCUGUAUUUCGUGGUGGUUAAAAGCAAUGUGUGGAAAAACAGAAUGGAUUUGGUGCCCUCAAGUUCAGAGAGCGAGCAAAAUCUUCACAAAGAUCAUCAACAAAUCUCAGAAGCGAUACCUCGUUUCGCGCGACCAUUACUUAUUAAAGUGCCUUGCUUGUGCAGUUGUCCAGCUCUUCCUGGCCGUACCAGAAGAUCGCACCAGAUGGCAGAUAUCUGCUAUUGGUGUGGCGUGCCUUGUCAAAGAUGGUAUCGCUCGCUCGUACUACAUCCGCAUUGUAGACAUAGACAACAAGCAAAUAAGCUGGGAGCAGGAGCUGUAUAAACAGUUUAAGUAUCGAGCCGCCGCGAGCUUCUUUCACACAUUCAAUGCUGAAGGUUGUAGGGCGGGUCUCAACUUUUGUGACGAGGUGGAAGCCCAAGCCUUUCGCGUUGCUGUCAAAGAGAGAAUCAAAGCAUUCAAGAAAAAACGAGAAGAGGCUCGGGCGCGCAAACUUAUCGCCCAGCAACAACAACAGAUGAUGAUGAUGGGAUCGACCGCCUUCGUGGCACACCCGAGUGGAAGAGGGAUGCAGAUGGUGCGCAUGAACAUGCCGGCUUAUCCUAGCUUCGCAGGGUUGAUCCCCAUGCAGUCAGGGAUAAGAGGAGGCAUGAGAGGAGGUCCGAGAAUGCAGCAGCAAAUGAGCAUGAUGCGACCGCAGAUGAGUAUGAUGAGGCCACAAAUGAGUGCCAUGGGUGGACAGAUGCGCGGGAGAGGGAGGGCGAGAGCCAGAGGGCGUGGCAGACCACCAAGGCGUGGCGGAAUGCCAGCGAGAGGCGGCCAAGCGGGAGGGGUACCUGUCGAGGGUGAAGCCUCCAAGGCUACGGCUCAUGGUCACCCUGAUUCUGCCCCUGUUGAGUCGGGCAUGAUAACUAAAGAGGAAGUGGAUGUCCCUAAGCCCCCGCCACCUCCCGCCCCUAAACCACCAGAAAUAUCAACUUCAGAAGAAAAGAUAAAGAAAGAAAAGAAAGGAGGUUUCUUCUCGUCGCUUUUUAAGAAAAAGAAACAAGCUCCAACGCCACAAACACAAGCCUCUACGGCCCCACCCUUAGUACCAGCUGGCGUAGAAGCACCAACUCCUACCCCCAUGGUAGCACAAUCAGUAGCCCCUCCGGAUCUAAGUACAGCAGCAACUUUACCUUAUACUGCUAAAGUAUCUCAACCACCACCAGCAGCGCCUACACCUGCGCCACCACCAAGAGCACCCGAAACACCAUCUCAAGCUCCUCCCCCUCCACCACCGCCCACAUCUCAGGCUACAAGGGGACCUCCACCACCACCGCCUAUAGCUCCGGCUACAGGGGUACCCCCACCACCACCGCCUAUAGCUCCGGCUACAGGGGUACCCCCACCACCACCGCCUAUAGCUCCGGCUACAGGGGGACCUCCACCACCACCGCCUAUAGCUCCGGCUACAGGGGGACCCCCACCACCACCGCCUAUAGCUCCAGCACCUACAGUUCCUGCCCCAGCCGUACCCUUAGCGGCUGCUUCCCCGCCACCUCCUUCGGGGGGACCACCACCACCACCACCCCCGCCGCCACCACCACCCCCUCCGCCUAUACUCGAGCUUGCGGCUGCCCCUCCUCCCGGAUCGGUGCUUGGCGCAGCGCUAACCGGGAUAAAGAGCGGAGUGGUCUGUGGAGGGGGUGAAUCCCUGAUGGACAGCAUCCAAUUGGGACACCAACUGAAAAAGGUGGAUCGAAGCAGGCCUUUAAAGCCAAAGCCUGAGCCCGAGGAUGGGGGUAUGGGAGGAGCUAUUGCACGCGCAAUGGACCUCCGCUCUAGAGUAAUGCACUCAUCAGAUGAAGAUGACGACGAUGAUGACGAUGAUUGGGAUGAUGACGAUGAUGAUGAUGACUGGUCGGACUAGCCGUUAUAAUCACCCAGCUAUCAGCAUCUAUAUGAUGUGUACGUGUAGCUUAGCAUUUAUAAUAAUAAAAUACACGGGCGUUUUUA
Messenger RNA from Nematostella vectensis (starlet sea anemone), 2406 nucleotides. Its product is annotated as neural Wiskott-Aldrich syndrome protein. Lineage: Eukaryota; Metazoa; Cnidaria; Anthozoa; Actiniaria; Edwardsiidae. The record is from RefSeq and is a predicted model, not a curated record. The coding region runs from base 434 to 2320 and encodes 628 amino acids. The transcript is spliced from 11 exons. Gene Ontology annotation, molecular function: actin binding.